This is a messenger RNA of Nothobranchius furzeri (turquoise killifish), 1580 nucleotides long. RefSeq names its product acyl-CoA thioesterase 7 (gene acot7). Gene Ontology annotation, cellular component: extracellular exosome; cytosol; nucleoplasm. Lineage: Eukaryota; Metazoa; Chordata; Actinopteri; Cyprinodontiformes; Nothobranchiidae. Gene Ontology annotation, biological process: acyl-CoA metabolic process; palmitic acid biosynthetic process. The record is from RefSeq and is a predicted model, not a curated record.
GGUUUAUAAUAUACUUUUCGGUCAAAUGCUGUGACAGUUUAUGGGUCUGGCCUGGAAAUGUGUGUCUGCCCGCCGGGCAUUGCCUGUUGAGCCAGCUGGCCCGCCCAUGCCUGCUCUCCAUUACUUUCUAAUCGACUCUUUUUAUCAGGGACACCAGACUUCAACAGAAUACCGGGGGAGCCUAGUUUCACUUUACACCGGCAGGAAUCUUUCUUUCACAGAUGUCUGUACCACAGAUGCGCGAAGCUUCCCCAUCCUCCCUCCAGCUGUGCAGGGUGAUGAGACCGGACGAUGCGAAUAUUAUGGGCAACGUUCACGGUGGCAUCAUCCUCAAGAUGAUUGAGGAAGCUGGAGCCAUCGUUGGCACGCGGCACUGCAACACACUCAAUGGAGAACGGUGUUGGGUAGCGCUGGUGCGGGUGGAGAAGACUGAGUUUUUGGUCCCCGUGUUCAUCGGUGAGGUGGUCCACGUCUCAGCUGAGAUCACCUUCACGUCCAAACACUCACUGGAGGUCCAGGUCAAAGUCAUGGCCGAGAACAUCCUCAAAGGCACAAAAAAGCUGGCCAACAAGGCGGCGCUGUGGUACGUCCCCUGUUCUCUGGAGAACGCUGACAAGAUCCUGGAGGUGCCGCCCAUCAAGUAUGCUAGCGCUGAGCAAGAGGAAAUGGGCAGGAAGCGUUAUGAAGCACAGAAAAUUGUUCGAUGGGAGACCAAAGCAAGGAUUGAAGAAGUGCUUCCACCUCCUCUGAACCCAGAACCGCACACAGUUGGCUUCAGCCAGUCCAGUCUGAUUCAUCUGUUGGGGCCGUCAGACUGCACAAUCAGUGACUACGUUUACGGAGGUGUGACCAUGAAGCUGAUGGAUGAAGUUGCUGGAAUUGUGGCAGCUCGGCACUGCAACACCAAAAUCGUCACGGCGUCUGUGGAGGCCAUCAACUUUCAUCGCAAGAUUAAGAAAGGUUGUGUGGUGACAGUGACAGGGCGGCUCACGUUUGCCAGCAACAGGUCCAUGGAAAUCGAAGCGUUGGUGGACGCCGCCUCACUGGUGGACGAUGAGAAAGUGAGCUACCGUGCUGUCUCAGCGUUCUUCACCUACAUCUCCCUCGACAAGGAUAAUAAGCCUCUGCCUGUCCCUCUCCUGAAGAUUGAAGGAGAGGAGGAGCAGAGACGUUUUGAAGAAGGCAAAGCACGUUAUCUCCAGAACAAGGCAAAGAGACUUGCAGAUAGAGCGCCAGCAGUGACCCAGUGACUCACCAGAACCAAAUGCCUGCAACAAUAUUUUAUCAACUCCUCUCCACUCACAAUAUAUACAGUAUAGUUGUAGCCUGUUGAACUUCAUUCUGUAAAUUUUUAUUUCCAGAUGUGCUGCACACCAAAGUUUUCAUGCUUAGCUGUGUAUUUUAUUGCUGUAAUAGUAUUUUAUUAAUGUAUGAAACCUUAACACUAGACUAUUUAGUUUGAAGAUUAUCUCUAACUGAAGUAUUUUCAGUGAUGUCAGUGCAAAAUGACACUGAGAGCAAGAGAAAUGAUGACUGAGUGAGUGAAUAAUUCUAAAUAAAAGAUCCAAGUGUGAGUCCGA